ACGCUCCCCGGAGCUGGGCAUGGGCGCCGCUACCGCAGCUCCCGGGGCCGGAGUCCGCGUCGCGCGGUGCCCCUGAGGCGCCGGGACGCCUGGGUCCAGCUGAGGCCGAGUCAUGAAUGAGAGAAACGGCCGGAGGCGGACAAUGAAGAAGGAUGACGAGGGCUUUGAGAUCUCCAUCCCCUUCAACGAGACCCCUUCUCUAGAGUCACCGCAUAUCUUCUACAGCCUGAGCCCGCCCCAGGGCAACUUUGAGGAGCCCCAAGAGCCCACGUCCCCCACCCUGGCGCUGAUGAACAGCGUCAAGACGCAGCUUCACAUGGCUCUGGAGAGGAACUCUUGGCUCCAGAAGCGCAUAGAGGACCUGGAGGAAGAGCGGGACUUCCUACGCUGUCAGCUGGACAAAUUCAUCUCCUCCGCCCGCAUGGAUGCAGAGGACCACUGUCGGGGCAAGCCUGGCCCCCGGAGGGCAGAGGGUGCCGAAGGUCGGGGCGGAGGGGAGGCCUCAGACCCUGAAUCAGCCGCCUCCUCCUUUAGCGGAGGCUCCGAGGAGGGGGGCUCUGCUGAGAGGAAGCGCCAGAAACAGAAGGGGGGAGCCAGCCGGCGGAGAUUUGGGAAGCCCAAGGCCCGGGAGAGGCAGAGGGUGAAGGAUGCCGAUGGGGUCCUGUGCCGCUACAAGAAGAUCUUGGGCACCUUUCAGAAGCUGAAGAGCAUGUCCAGGGCUUUUGAACAUCACCGAGUGGACCGAAACACUGUGGCUUUGACCACGCCCAUUGCCGAGCUGCUCAUUGUGGCACCCGAGAAGCUGGCCGAAGUGGGCGAGUUUGACCCGUCCAAGGAGAGGCUGCUGGAGUACUCGCGCCGCUGCUUCCUGGCACUGGACGACGAGACGCUGAAGAAGGUGCAGGCCCUCAAGAAGAGCAAAUUAUUGUUGCCCAUAACAUACCGCUUCAAGCGGUGAUCCCGAUUCUUCCUGAGCCAGCUGCCCCACCAGCCGUCUCCUCUCCCUCCCACCCUGAAGUGGCCGCGUGUCGUGGGGCUCUUGGGCCCCUGCGCCCUUCUGCCCAGAUCCCCCAGAUCAGCUGUUGGCUUUCAAGUGAUGAGUCUGCCGGCUACCUUCUCUUGUCAUCUCUGCUCCUGCGGGCCAACUGUUGGCUCUUCCUUACCGAGGGACCCCUUCUAUCCCGAUGGCUUUCCUAUCUAUAUCUCCAAGCCAACAGCUGUGUCCUUUGCCAUUGCACCUCGCCCAGCCAAGUCCCCCUUAAUGGUGGCCCUCAAGGAGUCCCACAAAUGCCCUGGUCUUGGGUGGGAUCCUGACCUUGUCCUUUAUGAUCCCUUCCACCAUACCACCACCCCUGCAGCGGCUCUGUGUGUGUGUUCUGUGAGAAAAGGAGGGAGAGAGCAGGCAUGUGAGUGGUGCUUACAUGUGAUUCCAGGUGGAAGUGUGGGUCUUCUGCCUCAUCCCUUGCUAUUCCCCCACGGAGCCUGGGUGGGGGGGUGGGAGGCAGUGUAUAAGUAUGUACAUAUUUACUGGAUGUCCCCCUUUAGCCUUCCACAAUAUCAGCCUCUGUUUCCCAACCCUGUUUGCCUGACCUGGGCUCCUUCUGCCCGGUUCAGAUCCCCUUGUACCAAAUCUAGAGACUGUACAGGGAUUCUCCACAUGGCCAGCCUUCAUUGUGUUUGGAGAGAGGUCAUAGGACCAGUUGAGUGAGCCAUUGAUGGGGGAUAUGGACCUGGCUUCUCCCCCCACCUCGGGGUUUGACUAACUUCCUUUCCCUUCCCUAGGCCUGUUUGCUUCUUUGUAAAAUAGGAGUUAAAUGAGAUGAUUUCUAAGAUGGUUCUGAGACCUUGGAUGAGUCCUUUCCAGCCUGGGCCUCUGUUUCCUUCCUGAUACAAGUUGGGACUAGGUGCUCUCGAUAGGUAGGUCACUGUGUGACCUGUGAUGAUAGUGAUGCCUUGGACUGCUGGCUGAGAUGCGGGAUGCUUCUCCUCCCUGACCACUGAAUGAGCCUGGCACUUCCUCGGCCUCCUAGUGCCAUGGCAGGGAGGCCUGGAUUCUGGAUGAAGACUGGUCCUCCCUUUGCCCCUCCCUCCUCCUUUGGCAGCCUUCCCGGGGAGGGGGCCACCCUGGAGCACCCCCUCACCUGAAGCAUCUCGCUGCCUGCCCCCAAGGGGACUAACAGAUAAAUGAAUUAUUCAGAGUUUAAAUUAAAAGUGAACCAGCAGAUUUGGAA
Molecule: messenger RNA, 2231 nt
Organism: Gracilinanus agilis (Agile Gracile Mouse Opossum)
Lineage: Eukaryota; Metazoa; Chordata; Mammalia; Didelphimorphia; Didelphidae
Gene: CCDC106
Product: coiled-coil domain containing 106
Exons: 6
Coding region: 113-958 (281 amino acids)
Cellular component (GO): nucleoplasm
Source: RefSeq, a predicted model, not a curated record